Messenger RNA from Brugia pahangi, 696 nucleotides. Lineage: Eukaryota; Metazoa; Nematoda; Chromadorea; Rhabditida; Onchocercidae. The record is from the annotation of a GenBank genome assembly.
AUGAAUCAUCACGGAUUUAUCAUCAUUAAUCAGAAUCAUUCAAAUCACUCACAUCAUCAGAAUCAUUCUUCACAUCAGAAUCAUCACCUCUUCUCACAUCAGAAUCAUUCCGAAUCAUUCACAUCAUCAGAAUCAUCACCACGAAUCAUUCCGAAUCAUCAUCAUCAGAAUCAUUCCGAAUCAUCACUCUUCACAUCAGAAUCAUUCCGAAUCAUCAGAAUCAUUCCGAAUCAUCACUCUUCACAUCAGAAUCAUUCCGAAUCAUCACUCUUCGUAUAUCAGAAUCAUUCCGAAUCAUCACUCUUCACAUCAGAAUCAUUCCGAAUCAUCACUCUUCACAUCAGAAUCAUUCCGAAUCAUCACGUCUUCGUAUCAGAAUCAUUCCGAAUCAUCACUCUUCACAUCAGAAUCAUUCCGAAUCAUCACUCUUCACAUCAGAAUCAUUCCGAAUCAUCACGUCUUCACAUCAGAAUCAUUCCGAAUCAUCACGUCUUCACAUCAGAAUCAUUCCGAAUCAUCACUCUUCACAUCAGAAUCAUUCCGAAUCAUCACUCUUCACAUCAGAAUCAUUCCGAAUCAUCACGUCUUCGUAUCAGAAUCGUCACGUCUUCACAUCAGAAUCGUCAUGUGCUGUUAGCAGAAUCAUUCAUCUAUUGUCAUCAGAUUCAUAAUGUAUUAUAUCAGUGGUUAGGUUAG